Messenger RNA from Echinococcus granulosus, 507 nucleotides. RefSeq lists its product as hypothetical. The transcript has 3 exons. The record is from RefSeq and is a predicted model, not a curated record. The coding region runs from base 1 to 507 and encodes 168 amino acids. Lineage: Eukaryota; Metazoa; Platyhelminthes; Cestoda; Cyclophyllidea; Taeniidae.
AUGAGACAGCAGCCAAAACCCUUUGGCGUAUUAUUUUGGACCACUGAAUGUAAAGGGUGUAUUCGAAUUAAUUGCGCUUGUCUUAAAAAUGGUAAAAAUCACGACUUAUUAAUCUGUUUUAAUGACAAGAUCUUCAUCCAAAUCCAUUUUAUCAUCAAGUUUGCUACCACUUCUGAUAAACUUUAUCCUCCUGUUGAUCGGCUGGUGCAUUCUAAACGGCGUGGUUUUAGGGCAACGAAUGUAGCAUUAUCUCUUCCUUACUUCAUCAACACACCUUCUUCAUGCCACUGUGACUUCUUAAAGCUUCAAGAAAAGUGGAUUACAUGGCUUUCGGAAUCCGAUAGAUCCAAUCGUCUCAGUACUCAGAGGAUGUCUGAUUUGUUUGCAGCGGUGGAUUACUUCGUUCUGAACUUCUUACACUGUGGUGCGUUUUUAGUGAUGAACUACAGACCUGUAUUGAAUAGUGAUAGAACUUCAAUCCCUGAUUUAUUCUUAUGUGGCUUCUAA